AUGAAAUAUGGAUAUUCCAUGGAAAUCUCAGGAGACAAUAAGGCCCGUAUAGUGAAACCAUCAAACCUUACAAGAAUCCGUCUUACACCUUUAAAUUCAAAAUUCAUAUUUCAUGGUACCAGAAACGAUAUAUUAAAAUGGAUGUCUUCACACUCGGAAUUACUGGUAGAAUAUGAUCCAUUGGAUCAGGGCAAUAAUGGGCCAGCUUUUUCACCACCACCUUCACCGCUUCUUUCUGCUUACCCAGAAAUUCCAGAAAUUAUUCCUUCAUCUCCCACAUCAAGAUCCAUAUCUAUUCCUUCAAUCAUUACAACCUUUGCUUCAAACGAAUCACAUAACAUUACAUUCGAUUUAUUCACCACUCCAAUCAAGACGUCAGCAUUAUUAUCAGAUGAUUUAGCAUUUUCUAGACCAUUGAAUAUUGCAUUAAAUUAUAUUCCUUGGUUAGAAGUUAUGUUGGAGAUUCGACCCACAGAUGAAUUUAUCGAUUCGAAAUUAUACCCUAUACACAGGGUAAUAUUACCUUCUGGAUUAACUUUAUCCGAAAUAUCUAAAGCUUUAGAGAAAAGUUGGAAAAGUCUAAUUCCAGAUUCAACAGCUUUUAGUCAAGAUUGUUUUAUUAAAAAUUGUGAAUUAUUAUAUCCAAGAAGAAAGAAACCAAAAUCAAAUUCUUCUGGUUCAAAUUCGGAUAACGAAGGUGAUGGUGAAGAAUAUUCUGAUUAUAAAGAAACGUAUCAACAGAAAUUAGCAGAAUGGCUACCUAAAUCUGGAAUUGCGAGUUGUGUUCGUCAAAAACAAAGUCCUGACGUUAUACCUCCCGGCAUAUUAACUCCUUAUAUUAUUGAUGAUGUUUUGGAAAAUUUCGAUGAAAAAAGAGAUGAAAUUGUUUUUGACAAAAGAAGGGAAGCAGAACUGGAUAAAGAAUCGUUUACGGCUGAUUUACCACAAUAUGAAAAUAUUUAUAAAGACACGUUACUAGAAAAAGGACAAAGUAAUAGGCAUAUUUAG
Messenger RNA from Funneliformis mosseae, 1008 nucleotides. NCBI's taxonomy places the organism in Eukaryota, Fungi, Glomeromycota, Glomeromycetes, Glomerales, Glomeraceae. The record is from the annotation of a GenBank genome assembly.